AUGUUUAUCGCACAUGCCCACUCAUAUAUAUACCCAACUUCUCCUCCUUUCUUUUCUUCAACAGAAUCAAGAAACAUGGCAUUUCCUGAAACUCAUCUCCAUAUGCCUAUUAGAUCUAUAAGUCUACCAUCAAGAAUACACCCUCCUUCUGCUAAGUUUCAAGCUGCAAUCUCUCAACUUCAGAUUUGCCAAAACUCAUCCUCUGAUUCUCAAUCUCUUCAAAUCUCAUUACUCAAUCUUGCUGAGCUUUACCAUUCUCUCCACCAACUCAACCACUCUCUUCCCAUCAGUCAAGCCGAGAAUUCUCUUGACGUGUCAGCCACGUUACUUGACUCCUGUGACGCAGCGAGAAACCUAAUCCUCACCCUCAGAGAGCAUCUCCUCAACCUUCAGUCUUCACUUAGGAGAAAAGGCAAAUCCAUGGAAGUCCAGAUCAAAGAGUACUUUUCCUUCAGGAAAAAAGUCAAGAAAGAAACCAACAAGCUUCUUCUUGGCCUCAAGAAGUUAGAAGGCUCUGAGACCACCUCGUUGGCCGUCUCCGUCUUCCGAUCCCUUUUCGUGUUUCUGUCGAUUACUCCGGCGAUGAAGACAAAUACAUGUACCCUCAAAUUCGUCUCUAAGCUUAUUGGUGGUGGUCGAUCGUCGUCGUCGUCGAUAAUGAGCGAGUUGCAGAAUCUGGAUAUGGUUCUACGUUCAGAUGGGGAUAACUCUAAGGAAGUGAAGAAGACGUUGGAGAUAUUAGAAGAGAGAACAGAGGGACUUGAAGCUGCACUUGGUUCUCUUUUCAAGUCUCUUGUCCAAUAUAGAGUUUCUUUGCUCAACAUUCUUACAACACACUCUUAG
Molecule: messenger RNA, 843 nt
Organism: Eutrema salsugineum
Lineage: Eukaryota; Viridiplantae; Streptophyta; Magnoliopsida; Brassicales; Brassicaceae
Biological process (GO): shoot system development; root development
Source: RefSeq, a predicted model, not a curated record